AUGAUCAGUCUUGACGGCGCCACGGCCAUUCUGUGCCAUGCGUUCAGCAGUAAUCUUGAGUGGGCGUCGGUAGCCGAGGAUGAUGAGGCCGACAGGGUUCUACAUCUGGAUGAACAAGAUGGUGAGCCGGUUCAAGUGGGCUUGGACAAUCUGUGA
Molecule: messenger RNA, 156 nt
Organism: Aspergillus fumigatus Af293
Lineage: Eukaryota; Fungi; Ascomycota; Eurotiomycetes; Eurotiales; Aspergillaceae
Exons: 1
Coding region: 1-156 (51 amino acids)
Source: RefSeq, a predicted model, not a curated record